UUCAAGAAGAAACGCAUGCGCCCGGCGGAUGGCGGUGCCGGUGUUGCAGCGGUGUGCGCACGGAGGCGCCGAGAGCGGUGCUCUCGCACGGACACAGUCGUCGUGCACGGCGCAUUCGGCCCCACGUCCGUCGCUUCGAGGAUGGCCCAGCUUAUGACAGUCAAGCUCACCCGCUUUGACGGGUCACCCUGGGGGUUCCGCCUCCAGGGCGGCAUCGACUUCGCCCAACCCCUUUGCAUCCAAAAGGUCAAUGGGGGCAGUCCGGCUGAGACUGCGGGUCUUCAGGCUGGAGACGCUAUCGUCAAAGUGAAUAACAUCGACGUCUUCAACCUGCGGCACAAAGAGGCGCAAGAUGUCAUCGUUAAGGCCGGAAAUAGCUUUGAAAUCUCCAUCUCGAGAGGAGGCUCCACUUGGAAACCCCAAGUUGCUCCAGUGGGUGCACUCCCAAAACCUUCUGGUCAAACUCUAAACAACAAUGUAGCGCCCAUCACGAAAACAUCCCUCGCAGUCAGCCAUCCCGAGCCUGCCCCCAUUGGAACUGGACACAAUAACAUUGCAAAGCCUUUUGGAGCUCCACAAGUGAACGGCAGCAACGGACAAGUGGACGCUGUCAAGUCGAUCGUCAACAAGCAAUAUAACACACCUGUUGGUCUAUACAGCGAAGAAAACAUUGCUGAAACUCUUUCGGCACAAGCUGAGGUGCUGGCCAGCGGAGUCCUUGGAGUCAACUUCAAAAAGAACGAACGCAAGUACGAGCCCAAUAAUAGCGAGGUGCUAAGGAUGGUGCAGGAGGUGGACAGCGAGCCUAGAGAUCCUGAGCCUGAAGGUAAAUUGGCCGAAUUUGAGUACAAGGAAAACCUGAGGAAUAUCAGGCUUGGUGCAGUUCAGUCGAACACGUUUAAGAGACUACAGGCUGCACUCGAGGAUGAGUGCCAACUAAAAGAUCCCGCGUUCGCUCCAAAAAGCAGUCUGCGAAAAGUGACGGCCCCAGAGACACGUCCCGCCCCCGCCCCUCAGGCCUCCAACAACACCACACCGUCGAACAAUAAGACACAGCUGCCUCCCGGACAGAACAUUUGCUCUGAGUGCGAGAGAUUAAUUGUAGGUGUGUUUGUCAGGAUCAAGGAUAGAAACCUGCACGUUGAUUGUUUCAAGUGUUCCACCUGUGGAGCGUCCCUGAAGAAUGUUGGCUACUACAACAUCGGAACCAAGCUGUACUGCGAUGUUCACGCAAAAAUGGCUGCCAGGAAAAAUCCCCCUGGACCUAACUUGGAGCCUGUCACAGUUUCUCCGGGCCAAAUUCCACCAGCCGGUAGCGUUCCCGCACACCAGGCGGCUGCCAACUUCCCACCAAUGCCUCUGGCAAACGCCGCGGCGCCUCUGAAUCAAGCACCACCGGCUAGCAAUGUCAACGCUCCAUUGCCUUUCCAUACACCACGUAAAGGUACUUCUCACGUGAACGCGCCUCGCACCUUUGUUCAGGGACCGACUGCCUCUGGCCAGCAGGCCCCGCCGCCCGUCCAGCAGGCCUCAGCGCCAAAGCCCUUCUUCUCUCCUCCACCUCCAACGGUCAGCAGCGCGGCUCUGAACAAGCCAAUUGGAGGCCAAAAGUUUGUGUGGCCUCCUCAAAAGCCAGAGGAUUUGGAUCCCAUGCUCACCGGCCCAACAGCCACCCCAAUCUACAUCAACCCUCUUGACCCAACUCCCUUGGAGCUUUCUGGCACCUCCAAAAUCGCGCCAGUUUCAGCUCCUACUACCAAGCCUGUGCUUAUUGCCCCUGUAAAACCUCCCGCUUCAAUCACUCCAAUUCCGAUUGAAAAGGGUCCUCCAGUUCACCUGGCGCCUGAAUUCAAUCCUAGACCAGUCUCCCCAAUGGUUUUCGCCCUUACAACUGCUCCCGCUCAACCCUACAACUUGAGAGGCAGCCCAAUGACCGUUCAGGGCAAGGGUGGAUCCUCUGUCAAGGGUCAACCACACAACCUACCUCACUUCCAGCCCUCAUUCGAUGCUCAGCCUUUGCCCUUCCAGCCUCAAAAUUUCCCUGCUAAGCCCAUCCAACCAGUCCAAGCCCCUCAACAGAAAAUUGCUGCCCCUCAGCCUAUUGCACCUCCUCCUCCUCCACCUCAACCUCAGCCAGUGGUUGCUCCCCCAGCACCACAGCCUCAGCCAGUUUUCGCACCACCUCCACCUCCACCGCAGCCCAUUGUUUUUUCUCCUCCUCCUCCCCCUCCUCCCCAAAUCGCUGCCCCCAAGCCUCAACUACCUAAUCCACCGGUUGCUGCUGUUGCUGCACCCCUGCGACCCAUCUCGCCUCUGCCUCCGUUGGAGACUAUUCCCGUCAAGCAAACCUUCCCUCCUCCAGCGCCAGUAAACUUUGCCCGUCCCACCUCCCCCCUGCCACCCCUAACCAAUAUUCCUGCCAAGCAAACCUUCCCUCCUCCAGCUCCGGUAAACUUACCCCGCCCGACCUCGCCUCUACCACCCCUGACCAGUAUUCCCGCCAAGCAGACAUUUCCUCCACCAGCACCUUUGCUGAACCUGAACAAAGCCCUGUCCUCCGCGGUGGCUGCUGCGGCUGCCCCACCUCCAGUAUUUGAACCUGACCCAUCAGGAUUCGGCUCAGCACCGCCGCCUGCAAACAACAGCGGCAAUGCAAAGGGUGGAAGCCUGGCAGGAACGACCGCUCCCCGUCGCGGAAGGGGUGUUCUGACUGCUCCAGUAGCUGGUGGCCGCGUCCCACUUUGCGGUCUCUGCAACGGUCAAAUCAGAGGCCCAUUCAUCACUGCUCUGGGAAAAACUUGGUGCCCCGACCACUUCAUGUGUGUGAACUCGCAGUGUCAGCGUCCACUACAAGACUGCGGCUUCGUUGAGGAGAAAGGUGACCUCUAUUGCGAGUUCUGCUUUGAACAGUUCCUUGCUCCAGCUUGUGAUAAGUGCCGCAAGAAGAUCAAGGGGGAUUGCUUGAACGCGAUUGGCAAGCAUUUCCACCCCGAGUGCUUCAACUGCGCGUAUUGUGGCAAACUUUUUGGAAACAGCCCAUUCUUUUUGGAGGACGGUCUUCCUUACUGUGAGGGAGAUUGGAAUGAGCUGUUCACCACGAAAUGCUUUGCCUGUGGGUUCCCAAUUGAGGCUGGAGAUCGCUGGGUCGAAGCCCUUAACAACAACUACCAUAGCCAAUGCUUCAACUGCACGAGUUGCAAGAAGAACCUUGAGGGUCAAAGCUUCUUUGCUAAGCAGGGCCGUCCAUUCUGCAAGGCCCACGCGCGCUGAAGCGAAACAAGCAGAGAAGGCUUUGCAAUGUUAUUGCAACAAUCACAUCGUCCAUGUUUAUUUUAUUAUAAUUUUUAAAUCAAGAAAAAUACUGUUUACGUAGGCUUAAUUGAAAGAAAAGGAACCAGUUCUGCAGACUUACCCGUUAUAUGAGCCUGUUGCCAAAAUUCGGUGCAGGAUUUGUGCAAUCACGGCAUGGUGCCUCUGCAGUGCUAGCCUUUUGAUGGUUGUCCUUGUUAUGCCUUAAAACGUGUGCUUCCUAUAUACAACAUGAUUUUUCUCUGUUUAACCGAUUGCCCAUGUAUGCUAUUAUAAAUAACAGUCAUUUACACCGUAAUAAAUAAUGUCGAUAAAGAGGGAUUCUCUGUCAGAUAUAAAUUACGCGAUCGCAAUCAAACUAGAUUUUUUUUAAACAUUUGAAGUCGUCAGUAAACAAUACAUUAUUAAAGAAAUAGAAUGUAUAUAUUAUAUCGAUGUUAGAAAGCGGUCUGUUACCUUAAUAAUGCGCACAGGAUAAAUCACAAUGUUGCUUUCAUCAAAAAAUCAUUAUCGCCAUUCGCAAAAAGCACAACUGCUUUUGGCAGAUAAAAAAAGUCCUUUUUGACGAAAUGGAUUGUUGAAAAUUUUGACAUUUGAAUGGAAAAAUGUGCACGAUUAGAACCUGAAUAAAAUUUCUUGCCAUGAGUCA
Molecule: messenger RNA, 3958 nt
Organism: Cloeon dipterum
Lineage: Eukaryota; Metazoa; Arthropoda; Insecta; Ephemeroptera; Baetidae
Gene: Zasp52
Product: Z band alternatively spliced PDZ-motif protein 52
Exons: 17
Coding region: 16-3270 (1084 amino acids)
Biological process (GO): muscle structure development; actin cytoskeleton organization; heart development
Cellular component (GO): filamentous actin; stress fiber; Z disc
Molecular function (GO): muscle alpha-actinin binding; actin binding
Source: RefSeq, a predicted model, not a curated record